Messenger RNA from Corticium candelabrum, 774 nucleotides. RefSeq names its product neuronal calcium sensor 1-like. Lineage: Eukaryota; Metazoa; Porifera; Homoscleromorpha; Homosclerophorida; Plakinidae. Gene Ontology annotation, molecular function: calcium ion binding. The transcript is spliced from 8 exons. Bases 1 to 660 code for a protein of 219 amino acids. The record is from RefSeq and is a predicted model, not a curated record.
AUGAGUGGGUGCGGUUGCAUAGUUUGUGUCCGUAGCAACAAUAUUAGACGAAUAGUCUGCUCUACCGUGGACCACUGGUAUCAUGCUAUGGGUCAAACAAGGAGCCGUCUAACUCCAGAAGAAAUCAGUGAGCUCAGAUCGACUACAUACUUCAGUGAGCGAGAACUGCAACAAUGGUAUAAAGGAUUUGUUCGAGAUUGUCCUUCAGGAAAUCUGUCACAAAAGGAAUUUAGAAAUAUAUAUCAGCAAUUCUUUCCUUCUGGUGAUGCAUCAAAAUUUGCUGACCUUGUCUUCAAUGAAUUUGAUUCCAAUAAAGAUGGAGCCAUCGAAUUUAAAGAAUUCAUUGCUGCGCUGUCAGUGAUAUCAAGGGGUAGCCUUGAAGAGAAGUUAACAUGGUCAUUUAGGUUAUAUGAUCUUGACAAGGAUGGUAAAAUCACCAGACAAGAAUUACUCAGUAUAAUGGAGGCUAUAUACACCAUGGUUGGUCAUGCAGUUCGACUGCCAUAUGAUGAAAAAACUCCAGAACAACGUGUUGAUCAGAUUUUUUAUAUGAUGGAUAAGAAUCAUGAUGACCUUCUUACACUGGAAGAAUUCAAGGAUGGUUCAAAACAAGAUCCGUCUGUUGUACAAGCAUUGUCACUAUAUGACGGUCUAAUGUAAUGAGAUAUAGACCAAAAUGUACCUCUACAGCAUGUUAUGAUACACAAAUACUGCUAUCAAUUUCAACGCAUUGUGCUCUUUACCUGAAUUUCUAAUAACAUCAUUAGUUCAGUA